Messenger RNA from Ichthyophthirius multifiliis, 714 nucleotides. RefSeq names its product lmf2 protein, putative. Gene Ontology annotation, biological process: protein maturation. The transcript has 4 exons. Gene Ontology annotation, cellular component: endoplasmic reticulum membrane. The record is from RefSeq and is a predicted model, not a curated record. Lineage: Eukaryota; Ciliophora; Oligohymenophorea; Hymenostomatida.
AUGGGAUUAUUUGUUAUUAGAAGCUGGAUUUUUAAGUAUAUUUUUACUCCUGUGUAUAAAAAUAAUUAAUAUCAUGUCGAUGAAUUAUCAAGUAUUAUUAAAGAUCUCUUAAAAUGGCUCACUUUUAGAUUAAAUUAUGCUAGCGGAAUACUUAAAUUAACUCAUUAAUGCUCUACUUCGUAAAAUUUAACUGCAUUAAAAUUUUAUAUUCAAAGUUAGCCACUUCCUAAUACUUUUUCUUGGUAUUUUUAUAAUUUACCUGAAUAUGUUUGGAAGUUUUUUGAAGCUUAAACUUUUAUUAAUUUAGUAUUUUUUUUUUGUUCUAUUUUAAUAUAUUUACCAUUAAAAAGUGUUCAAUUUUUUGGAUUUUUAAUGAUUUUAAGUUAAUAAAUAAUGAUAUUUUUAUCAGGAAAUUAUAAUUUUUUUAAUUUCUUAACUAUCCUAGUUUCCUUUUCAUGCAUUGAAGAUGAAUAUUUAAAUAUAUUAAUUAAUUAUAAAAUAUAAAAGCUUUUAGGGAUAAAAAAUGUAGAAUAAAAUAAAGGAAAAAUAAGAUUAUCUGAAAUAUUAAUAAUGAUAUUUAUAGUAUUAAUAAUUCAUUAUAUGUUAUUUUUUAAAACUAUUUUUUAUAAUGAAGAAAUAAUAAUUUCAGAAAAUAUAAUUAGAUAAAUAUUUGUUGAUGGAUUAUUACCAUUAUUGAUCUUUUAUUAUCAUUGA